Hermetia illucens (black soldier fly) is the source of this 2973-nucleotide messenger RNA. RefSeq lists its product as uncharacterized. Lineage: Eukaryota; Metazoa; Arthropoda; Insecta; Diptera; Stratiomyidae. The transcript has 5 exons. The record is from RefSeq and is a predicted model, not a curated record. Bases 591 to 2276 code for a protein of 561 amino acids.
AAUUUUAUAAGGGGAAUUAGAAACUGUUUUUAUUUAUGCCUCCGCGACUAUUUUCUUCCACCUCCAAGUUACCAUUCUAGAUUAUAACUUCUUCAGCACGAGCGGUAGCCCGGGCAAGACCCAUGCUGGAAAAGAAAUUGGCCGCAGCCACAGAGGCUGAUGGCGACCCAACUCAAUUCCAGUUCAACGCUCGAAGCUGCGAGUCUGCUCGUCGUGUGUUUCCGCGUACGUUUUCCGCGUAUGCUCCGGCGUUCAGUUGACAAUUGGACGAUUUCCGCGGCGCCGGGUGUAAAAUUGUGCAUUUUCCGUUUGUUGUUGAUUUCACGGGACAGUGUUUUCUGUCGGUAGUCUGCGUGGGAAUUGUGACGGUUUUCAGUUAUAUCGCGUCGACCUUGUGAAUUUCGGUUUCAGACGAAUUUUCGCGUUCCUGGAAAAUGUGCAGUUUAAUGUGCAACUAACAGAAGUUUUAACCCUUGCUGAGUGACGUCGUCUGGUGGAAACCCGUGUCUUGUCAGAUGGAAGUGUAUGAAUUUGUGUCAGUUUGAAAAGUGAAGGAAUUUCUUGUUUUACCCUCGCCCAGUCUGGAUAAAAUGGAAUCAGGACUGCAAAGCAACGAAGUUCGCAUCCCGAAAACAGCGACGAGCACUUCCUUCAAACUUUCCGGAGUGUUUUCCGCCCCGAAAGCUAAGGGCGAGGAGCCCGGAGGACCAGCCUCGAAUCCGCCGGAUUUUGAUUUGGGGUCGCCGUGUCAGUAUUUCAAAAGUUCGUUCGCCCGGUCGCUAUCAAUGCACUCGCACCAGACGAAAUCCUUGGAUUUCGGCGUGAAUUUCGGAUUAUCGAGGAGUGCAACAAUCCGUGAAAUGACGACGACAGCCUCCGGCAAGGAUGCUGCCUACUCGGACGGCGAAGAUUUCGAUCUCGAGUGUCCGCCCCCGUUACCGCUCAGUGAGCCGCCCUCAUUGCCUGCAGCAAUUGGUAAUGGACAAAUGGUCAUGAACGGGAACAGUGCUGCGGCGCGGAACACUCGCAAUGCGGCUGCAGGCAAGCUAAAGAACUCAGCGAAACGCAGAAGCUUCGAUUCUACCGAGAUAGAAGUCUUAAGGUUGCGAAAGGAAUGCCAAAAUCUUGUAGAGGAGAAUCGUCGGUUAAUGGGCUUUGCAGCGGGAACGACGACCAGUAAUCUUGUUGUGCCAGCAAAUUCUACCAAUAUAGAAGCCGUAAUUCUGCAAACACAAGUUGAAACACUCCAAUGGCAGCUUAAACAGGUUGAGGCCAGUCGUGAAAUGUACCGCGCUGUAAUGGAAGAAGUUGUUCGGUUCUUGGAACGUUGUCAUCAUAAUUUGGAUUCUAUACAAACUGAACAAAUCGCACGAUCAAAGAGUAUACAUUAUGUAUGUCGCAAUGAUUCGCCUUGCGAAAAUAAUUCAACAGCAGCACGAGCACGGAGCAGUACAAAUUUGAUAGAUGGAACUUUAAAAUAUUGUCCCGGAAAAAAUAUGGACGAAACAUUUGUGUCAUCAUUGCCCGCCGCUGUUGCCUGUAAUAAUUUUAGAGAUUAUACGUGGAAGCGAUCGCCGAAACGAAAUUCAUCAUCGCAGCUUGCCGCGAACGAAUUCCAUCCGGCGAAACUUGCCCAAGAAGCGUUUCGCCUUCUGCGAACCGCCCAGAAUCUGCUCCAUACGCAAGAACCAGAUUUAACCCAACCGAAACCAUCAUUGGCAUCGCAGUACAAGGCAAAUUCAUCAAGCCCGCUACCAGGCCAAAUUCAACAAAAGUCCUCCUCUUCGAAAUUACUAUCGAAGCAAACCUCCCGCCAAACAGAACCAGAGUCAUUUUGCCUAACAUUUUCACGAAAGUUGAAUAUGCGCGAAUCGCGAUCUUCAUUACGUAGCAGUACUGAUGGAUCCGUGCAUUCAACCUCUUCAUCGAAAACUGAAACGGAUGAGGAGAAUUGCUCUCCCCCGAACAAGGAAACUGCUAUUUGCUCUACGGAAGACGAAAGUGGUUUUAGCUCCAUAAGCUCUUUCCAAGAAAUCGGUCUUCCGCUUCAUUCAACUAUGAUUAGCCACCAAUCAGAUGAUUCGAGUGAAUCGAAUACUGAAUUUAGCAUGGAAAGUAGAAAUUCAACACUGAAGGCCUCACAUACUACAACAGGGCUACCCCAGCCAAAUCAUCGAAGAUGGGACUCUGCUCCAGUAGUCCCACCCCGACCUGGUCUUCACUUAUUUUCUAGCUUAUCAGGGGAAGAAUCUUCAUCAGCAGUACUUUGGGUUUAAGAUUAUCUUUAAAAUGAAAAAUCGUUAGGAGCUAGAAAGCUUAAAUUCGCAUUUACUAGAAAUAUAAACACGCGCAAAUCAGAUGCAUUUAACAAGUCCACCAAAGCGUUCGAAUUUCAAAAAUAAAAUUGAUACAAAUCGAUUUACUUUGAAAAGCUAUUACGUCCAGACAUGACAUUUGGGGAAAAACAGCUUUAUUUAAAACGUACUUAUUUUCAUGAUAGAAACCCAAUCCAGUUGCAGAAAACUCUUGCGAUGGAAAAGCACAUUUGUUCGGGGAUCAUGACAAAGUUCUAUUCUGAUUGCAGAUGAGAUGAUCCUGCGGUGCACAAAUCCAACUGUAGUGUUCGGGGAAAUAAAAUCCACUUUUGUAAAGAUGAAUCUAUUAUCCUUUUAUAAAAUAUCUUCCACCGCUGCAAUAGACUAACCCACUGAAUAUGGAUUUAAAUCAUUUUUUAAAAGUUACUUUUCGGUAUGCGGAAGUUUAAGUUAUUGCUGAUAUUAGAUUUACAUGUAAAUAUAAACUUUCAGCUUCCGCACAAAGUCAGCGCAUGUUGGCUAACAGUUAAGUAAGGAAUUUUCCAAAAAUUUUGGAAAAAUCUGAAAAAUAUAAAAAAGUUAACUGUACUUUAGCUUACUCUUGUGCUUAAAAUAUUUUUUAAUCAUAUAGCAGUAAUAAAAUAACUUUUAUGGCGUA